AUGGCCCUAGGCAACAGAUCCGUGCAAACUACUCACCAUGAAACGUCAUUGGCCGACAGGAUCUCUACACUGGGCGAUGGCGUGCCCUCGGGCAAAGGCACAUCGUCCCGCAGCUGGCUAUUCUCGAGCCCGCCCGCGGCUCCUACCUUCUUCCCCAUCAAGUUGGAGCGGGCAUUCAACGAUGGCGCAAUUCCCGUCGCCGAGCGGGCGUACCACAUGAAAGGCUCCAUCGAUGGAAUUGGCCCGGACGGCGCACUAAAAUUCAAGUUUACAUCUUCAGUGAUGUCCGCACAUCCGCUCUGA
Puccinia triticina is the source of this 303-nucleotide messenger RNA. RefSeq lists its product as uncharacterized. Lineage: Eukaryota; Fungi; Basidiomycota; Pucciniomycetes; Pucciniales; Pucciniaceae. The transcript has 2 exons. The record is from RefSeq and is a predicted model, not a curated record. Bases 1 to 303 code for a protein of 100 amino acids.